AUGGCGUCCUGCACGCCGGGCUCCGCCUGGGGUCUGCUGCGUCGCCGUGUCCCAGGUGUGUGCCGCCCCCGGCCGCCCCAGGAGCUCCGCGCUCGCUCGCCGAGGCUCCCCGAGCUCGCGGUGUCCGGGCGGAGCGUAGCCGCGCUUAGCGGCCCAGGAGCGUCGGGCAGUGACCUCUACUGCUUGGAGCUGCUGCGGAGACGAGAUUAUGAAAGCUACUUAUGCUCCCUGCUGCUCCCUGCAGAAUCCCGACGUGCUGCAUUCGCAUUGAGAGCCUUCAAUGUAGAACUGGCUCAGGUUAAGGACUCAGUGUCUGAGAAACCCAUUGGACUGAUGCGAAUGCAGUUUUGGAAAACUACUGUAGAAGAUUUAUACCAGGACAAUCCACCACAUCAACCAGUGGCCCUUGAACUAUGGAAGGCUAUCAAAAGGCAUAAUCUGACUAAAAGAUGGCUUUUGAGAAUCAUUGAUGAAAGAGAAAAAAAUUUGGAUGACAAAGUAUAUCGUAAUAUCCAGGAACUGGAAACUUAUGCUGAGAACACACAGAGCUCUCUUCUUUAUUUAACACUAGAAAUAUUGGGCAUAAAAGAUCUUCAUGCAGAUCACGCCGCAAGUCACAUUGGAAAAGCACAAGGCAUUGUCACUUGCUUAAGAGCAACUCCCUAUCAUGGUAGCAGAAGAAAGGUCUUCCUUCCCAUGGACAUUUGUAUGCUGCAUGGUGUUUCACAGGAGGAUUUUCUACGGAAGAACCAAGGUAAAAAUGUGAGAGAUGUCGUAUAUGACAUUGCCAGCCAGGCACACUUGCAUCUAAAGCACGCUAGGUCCUUCCACAAAAAUGUUCCUCUGAAAGCAUUUCCUGCGUUUCUUCAGACGGUUGCUCUAGAGGACUAUUUAAAGAAAAUUCAACGAGUGGAUUUUAAUAUAUUCCACCCAACUUUACAGCAGAAGAAUACAUUACUUCCAUUAUCUUUGUAUAUUCAGUCAUGGAGAAAAAGAUAUUAAAAUAGUUUUAUGGCAUUGAUCCUCAUUUAUCAUGUUUACAAAUAUAAUGUUAGAGUUCUUGUCUACCUACAAGAGGAGUGGAUGCUAUAAUUACAGAGAAAAUUAAUGUAUUGGGUGGACAUCGGGAGACUCAGAAUGAACGAGAAGUUGCUGAAGACCUAGGGUGCCAAGAUUCUGCCACAGGCACUACUGCUGGCACCGCCAGCCCUGACACUCCACUGCACUGUUAUUGUGAAGUCAGCACCAGCAGGGGGCGUCAUUUCAGCUUGCCACUCUCCCAGCGGCCAGAGGACCUGAAGAGGAAUGCCUCCUUGCAUUACUCUGGGUAGGAAUCCGAGCGCGCUCAAAUAGCAUCGGAGUAUGUACACUGAGCAGCCAGACCUCAGCUGUCCAGUGCUGCUGGAACUAGUGUUUUUUGUUAGGGGCUUUGCAGAGUGGGGUUAACAUUGGGGGAGUGUCUGCCAUUGUGUAGAGGGCUUUAUGUAUCCUUAACAUUCUCCUCCCCUUUGAACAAGGAGACCUACUGGCAUGGUGGCGCAAGGUUGUCAGUUCAAGAUGAAGCUCUCAGUUCCUAUAAAGAGUCACAGUCCUGGAAGCCCUCUGGGGCAGUUCUGCCCUGUCUUGUACAUGAGAAUCGUCUUCAUGGCAUUGGGUUUGAUUUUGGUUUUAACAUCCCUUUAAACAACUUGUUUAAGGUAACCCAGAUGGUUAUUAAGAGCUGGAGCCUUAAUUUGACUUUAGGCCUAGCUGGUUUUUAAGCAUUUGCUCUUUGUUAAACCCAGUUUCACUCCUGCCAUUCAACAUGAAUAUGAUCAUGGAGCAAAUAGAAAAGAAGUCAGAAUGGUAUUCAGCAUUUAUUUAGGGAGUUCUACAUUUUUUUAAACUAGUUUACAUUGAGCUCAAUGAUAAGCAUUGGGGCAUGUGCUUUUAAAGGGGUUCUUGUUUGAUCUUACAAACCCUAGGAAAUGAACUUUUUAGGGUGGUGAAAAUUUUUAUUCUAAAAUAUAUACUCAUAAAAACAAAUUAUAUAUGCUCAUUGCAAAAAACAAAACUGUCAAUAUUGUGGGUAAUUGGAUCUGAAUGAAUGUCUUGAUUCCCAAGCAUUCUGACAGUUUCCUUUACCUUGCUUCUCAGGCUUGUCCCGCCCCCCACGCAUAUCCCUUCGGUGUUCUGGUGUGCUUGUUCUGCAUCAAUAUUUAUCUCUAGGUCUGUGGUCUCAGACCGGGCUCCCUUGUCUUUGUGCCUACUGAAAAAAAUGUGGGUUGAUGAUGGAUUACAAUAUUGUAUCUUUGUAAUAAAAUUCCAACUGAGAACUGCUUGCGGGCAAGAAUAUACUGUGUGACUUCCUGCUUAGAGCAAGUAGACUAAUAAAUGUACAAAUGACAGAAUUUGCAA
This is a messenger RNA of Echinops telfairi (small Madagascar hedgehog), 2397 nucleotides long. RefSeq names its product NADH:ubiquinone oxidoreductase complex assembly factor 6 (gene NDUFAF6). Gene Ontology annotation, cellular component: mitochondrion. The record is from RefSeq and is a predicted model, not a curated record. The transcript is spliced from 9 exons. Lineage: Eukaryota; Metazoa; Chordata; Mammalia; Afrosoricida; Tenrecidae. Bases 1 to 1002 code for a protein of 333 amino acids. Gene Ontology annotation, biological process: mitochondrial respiratory chain complex I assembly; biosynthetic process.